Molecule: messenger RNA, 1065 nt
Organism: Talaromyces atroroseus
Lineage: Eukaryota; Fungi; Ascomycota; Eurotiomycetes; Eurotiales; Trichocomaceae
Exons: 2
Coding region: 1-1065 (354 amino acids)
Source: RefSeq, a predicted model, not a curated record
AUGCCUGCAAACGCGCAGUCCGAACGCAGCGAUGCCGCUGGUGGCUCUUCGUCCAAAACCUCGCUCCUUUGGGCCUACCAACUACGCAGAGAACACGUCCAUCUUGUGGAGCGCAUCGAUGGUAUGGACUUCCGGCUAGUCUCGUGCACGAACAAAACCGAAACGCACGAACAGAACCUUGCCAACCUAGAAACUCUUGUCAGAAGUCUGCAAGCGGAGAAUUACACUGUGAAGAAUGAAGUGACUCUAAUGCGCACCAAACUAGCAACCAGGAUUGAGAACAUCAGUCAGCAGAUCUCUGCGAUUGUCAACGAUGGCGCCAUGAAAGAUGCCACGGAGAAGCUAGAGACUGGGGUCAGAGAUAUGGGGCUUCAGGUAUCCGAGCUGUCGAAUAGAAUGUCUGAAUUCAAGGCAGACAUCGCCAAGGUCACCACAGGAGUAACUCGAAAUAUCGAACAUCAGGAGCCGAGGCAGACGGCGUUGGAAUCGAGGCAGGACAAUUUGGAACUAAAGAAGACAGAGCCAGAACCGGUGCAGAUUGAAACAAAGCCCAGAUUGCUUGUCAUGUUGCAAUACAAGAAACAGAAAGCUCGGACCAGACAAUCAAUGGAAGCAUUGACAGAGGUUAUAAACACUCCAGAUAGUAUCAUUGACCAAGCCGGUCUUUCCACACUGACUGAUUCAUACGUGCCUGACUUCAUGCCUCUGCCUGCAAAUGACCAUACAUUGCAGCUUGAAGCUAUUUCCCGAGAGAUACGACAAGGUGCCCGAAGUCUCAAUGACUACUUUGUCUUCACUUCCCAGCUCCGCUGUCAACUACCUCGGCGGAAACAAGAGGGCCAUAUAGUCGAGGCAUUUUUUGACGGCAUCACCAGCGACGAUGGGUUCAAAACAUCCUUGGAAGAAUACUUGAAUGAAUUCGGCUGGGUCUGGUCUAACCUUGAGAUCUUUUGCAAACCUCGUGCUCUUCGAAAGAAGCGGAAACCUAUAUACAACAUUAGGUCGAAAACAAAAGGGAAUGCGCAUACAAGGGGGGAUGCCUCUAUUUAUGGGGAUGUGGAUUGA